Molecule: messenger RNA, 1106 nt
Organism: Xenopus laevis (African clawed frog)
Lineage: Eukaryota; Metazoa; Chordata; Amphibia; Anura; Pipidae
Product: eukaryotic translation initiation factor 3 subunit F
Exons: 8
Coding region: 40-897 (285 amino acids)
Source: RefSeq, a predicted model, not a curated record
CGCCCAUGACCUCCCUCUCGCGCGCCUGCCCUAGUUAAAAUGGCGGCUUCCGGCUCUCUGUCUGUGGCAGGUUCAGCCAUUCUGCACGGUCCGGUGGUGAAGGUUCAUCCGGUGGUGCUGGCCGCCAUAGUGGACAGUUUUGAGAGAAGAAACGAAGGAGCUGGGCGAGUUAUAGGCACCCUUUUGGGGACCACCGACAAACACUCCGUGGAGGUGACAAACUGCUUCUCCGUCCCACACAAUGAGUCUGAGGAUGAGGUGGCCGUCGACAUGGAGUUUGCCAAGAACAUGUAUGAGCUGCAUAAGAAAGUGACCUCCACUGAGCAGAUUGUGGGCUGGUACGCCACAGGAAAUGACAUCACAGAGCACUCGGUUCUCAUCCACGAGUAUUACAGCCGCGAGGCCACCAAUCCCAUUCACAUGACUCUGGAUACCAGUCUGCAGGGCAGCCGCAUGAAUAUAAAGGCCUAUAUCAGCACCCCGAUGGGCGUCCCCGGUAAAACUAUGGGCGUCAUGUUCACCCCUCUGACUGUGAAGUACGUCUACUACGAUACAGAGCGGAUAGGAGUGGAUCUGAUCACAAAAACCAGCUCCAACCCCACCCGCUCCAUUGGACUCACCAGUGACCUCCAGCAGGUGGGGGCGGCUGCUAACAGACUACAGGACUCGCUGAGCACCGUGUUGCAGUAUGCCGAGGAUGUGCUGUCGGGGAAGGUGACGGCAGACAACACAGUCGGGCGCUUCCUGAUGGAUCUGGUGAAUCAGGUGCCCAAGAUUGAGCCGGAAGACUUUGAGUCCAUGUUGAACAGCAACAUUAAUGAUCUUCUGAUGGUCACUUACCUGGCCAACCUGACGCAGUCCCAGAUCGCUCUGAACGAGAAGCUGCUCAACCUGUAACCCCUUCCCUCCCGAACGCACAACUCGUGUUUUUACUUGGACUUUACUGACUGACAAACACCGACCCACGAGAGGAAACCAACUGCUCUUUGCUGCAUCAGAGGGGGACUCUUCCUAUUAAAUUAUAUUCCCAUUGGAUUUCGCUGUUAAAAGAAAACUAUACCCCCCAAACAAUGUAGGUCUCUUAUAAAAAGAUAUUGCAUAAAACA